GGAUUUCAUUUCGUCUCCUCUCUUAGACCUGCUCUUAAUGUCGCCGUCAAUGCAGUAGUCCAAUACUUCUACCUCUGUCGUGAUUCGUUGAUGAUUUACUAUUCCCUGUUGUCAUUACCGCGCACACGAGAGAGAGAGAGAGAGAGAGAGAGAGAGAGAGAGAGAGAGAGAGAGAGAGAAUCGUGAGCAGCAAUGUCGAGUUAUCGUGAUCAGGGGGGAUGGGGAGGUGGAGGAAGGGGUGGGGGGUUCUUGGGGUGCUUUCAUGUGGGUGGGGCGAUGGAAAAGAACGGGAUGAAGACUGGGAGGAAGUUCUCCCAUAUCACUAUCCGUCGAGAGCCGUCCGGUGUAGGAAGUGGAGCUAAAGCGGGCGUGGGGGCUCGAGCCAUUACCAGUCCUUUGAGAGGAUAUCGUGUGCAUGCGGAGACGGAGGUGGUUCUCUCUAUGGAAGCAUCAGGGGGCUCCUUGUCUACUCUCCCCUUGCUCUGCAUUACUGGUCUUCGAUCCGACUUCGCAAUCGACGAUGAUAACAAAUUAGUAAGAACAAAUGAUGAUGAUGAUGAUGAUGAUGAUGACGAGGAUUGGAUUGAUGACUAUGUUGUGGAAUGUUUCGGGCAUAUGACUGAUGAUGAUGAUAAUGAUGAUGAUGACGACGAGGAGGAUGAUGAUGGCGAUGACCAUGAUGAUGAUGAUGAUGAUGAUGAUGAUGAUGAUGAUGACGACGAGGAUGAUGAUGAUGAUGACGAUGACCAUGAUGAUGACGAUGACCAUGAUGAUGAUGAUGAUGAUGAAUGAUUGGUGAUGAUGAUGAUGACGACGAGGAUGAUGAUGAUGACUACGAUGACCAUCAUGAUGAUGAUGAUGAUGAUGAUGAUGGUGAUGAUGAUGAUGGUGAUGAUGAUGGGUAGGGCAAAUCAAUGAUGAGGAUGGGUAGGACGACUCGAUGAUGGUGAUGAAGAUGAUAAUGAUGAUGAUGAUUGUUGAUGGGGCUCGCAAAACUUUUGAC
Molecule: messenger RNA, 1003 nt
Organism: Chara braunii
Lineage: Eukaryota; Viridiplantae; Streptophyta; Charophyceae; Charales; Characeae
Source: the annotation of a GenBank genome assembly